AUGUCGAAAGGAAUCGGUGGAUACGCCCCACCAGGAUGUUUCGUGAGCAACAUGUACAUUGUGAGUCUAGCUGUUGCCGACCUCAUCGUAGGGAUUUUUGUCAUGCCUGUCAGCGCCAUCUACAUCUUCACGGAGGAGUGGAUGUUCGGGGUGGCAAUUUGCCAAAUCUGGAUUGUCAUUGACUACACUGCCAGCACCGCUUCGAUAUUAAAUCUCUUCAUUCUCAGUGUGGAUCGUUACUGGUCAGUUACCUCCCCUUUAAAAUAUCUCAGGAAGCGGACAAAACGGAGGGCGCUGCGGAUGAUAUCAAUCGUAUGGCUAUUAUCAAGUUUAUGGAUUAUUCCUAUAGUAUCUUGGCACCAUAUAGCAAACAAUGGCGUGAGGAGAGUGCAGUCCAAUGUGUGUGACACGGAAUACGCGCACGAUUCUGUAUUCAAAGUUAUAACAGCCUUUUUUAAUUUCUAUCUUCCACUUGCAAUAAUGUAUAGCUUAUACGGGAAAGUGUUUCACGAGAUACGAAAGCGAUCCGCACUGGAACUAGGUCAAAGGUACGCCAGACCAGUAAUAGCAGAUAUGCAAUACAACCCGGAUUCUCCAACUCUAGACAAUAGUAGUGAUGGUAGACUGGAUUCAUAUUCUGAUGAAAACCAUUCUAUAAAAACAGAUUCUAGUAAUUACUCUUCUAUCAAACUCGCACCGAACAAUCUUGUACGUUCUAAGAAAUCUAAAAAGAAUAGAAAAUCAAAACCAUCCAGAUCUAAACGUAAACACUGCAAAAGACGAUGUCUCGAGGAAAAACCUUUCAAUCCAAAGUGCAAGGUAGAAUAUAUUUAUGACGAGAAUGUCUUAGAUCCGAAGACAGAAAAAGUGGAACGUUUUUUUUACCAGGAGCAUAUACCUAUGAGUGCGAAACCUUCUCGAGAAAUUCUUAUAAGUCCCCCUAUAAUAUGUAACGAGCAUUCAAUAUCUUCAGGGGGUACUCCAGUCAGUUCCAGUAGUGAGGAGAGACGGACAUUAGCCUACAAGUCUAAGAAAGACCGACAGAAUUAUAGUUUAAUAAGUGGCUUACGUCAGAUGCGUCAAGCCGAACACAUUAUCGACCAUACCGUGUCCGUCACGCGGGACGGAAAUGGCGUGACGCACAUCCGGAACUCCUCUAAUGGCCGGGCUAGACGUGGGUCAGCAUUGAUGUUCGACGACGAAUCAAACCGCCGCAUGUCGACUACGCUAAAUAUCAAACAUAGAAUAAAAAAUAUCCGACAAAGUUCACUGAAAAAGGAGAUAAAAGCGGCGAGACAGCUGGGAGUUAUAAUGGGCGCGUUUACAUUGUGCUUCCUGCCAUAUUUUAUUUUAUUUUUAGUAAUUGCCUUUUGUCCCAACUGUAUACAUCCCGAUUUAAUGACUGCAAUGACAUGGAUUGGAUAUUUAAACUCAACAUUGAAUCCAGUUCUUUAUCCACUGUGUAAUAUCAACUUCCGCCGGAAGUUCCGUAAGAUGUUAAGGUUAGAUCGUGAACAGAGGCGUAGACGCCAUAAUAUUAGGACGGUGGAAAGGAAUAGUUUCACAAUGAGAUACGACUGACCAAACAUCGAAAUACAUUCAGGAAUUCAUUGCCAUCAUUAUAGUCAUUGUCGUCAUCUAACGUGACUACAUCAUCAUCAUCAUCAUCAUCAUCAUCAUCAUCAUCCUCAUCAUCAUCAUCAUCAUCAUCGUCGUCAUCAUAGAUGCAAAUUUGAUUGAGUGUUAGCUUUAUCUUUAAGUUGCUUUAGUUUACAACGCCUGCACUGAACCAAAUGUUAUUUCAUGGAGUUCUCAUCAAGCGCCAACAAGAGACACGAACAGUGCACGUGCAUGGUGCGUUCCGUGUUUCAAGACAUCAGUGUGGUGACAUAAAUUAUAGACCGGGACACGGGGUGGUUAUCGACAGAUUAAUCUCAUCUGGAAAUGAUCGAUAAUCGAUAAAACGGAAAGGGGAGUAUGUGGUUAAUACCCUAAUCCACGACAUCCCCGUAUAGAUUCUGUUUAACUAAAAGUACUAUAUUUAUUUGAACAUUUAGUUCUAAAUUAAGAACCAGUGAGAAAUAAAAGUGAGUGAGAGUUGAUUAGAGUAACUUCAUUUUCCCUGAUUGCUUUCUUAAUAAUGUAUGUCCAAAACACCGACAUAUUCCGAAAUUUAAUUUUAUGAGUUUGACGUUAUACCAUGAGUUUUUGUAACGCAUACUUCAAACAGAAGUCUCUCAUCUCGAGAUCGAUAAAACGUGUUUUAUGGCUCUAUGACUUGACGUGCUAGUUGAUUAACUUGAACUAAAUUCAUUGUGAAUAUAAAACACUUAAAAUAACGUUUGUGGAGUUAUUACUAAAACAGUUUCAUUAAUAAAGUGAUUAUAAGACGGAACUAAACAAUUAGGGUGACAGAGGCGUGUGUACCGGUAAGUGCUAGAUAAUUACUGGAAUUGUCGAUACUGCUUGUAUCUGAGAUGAAACGUUUAUACUCGCGUUACCACCAGAGUUUGUUUCAAAUAACUUUCAUUUUCAUGCAAGUGUAUUGUUUGACGAAUAUCUACAUGUGAUUAAA
Messenger RNA from Pecten maximus, 2575 nucleotides. RefSeq names its product histamine H1 receptor-like. The record is from RefSeq and is a predicted model, not a curated record. Bases 1 to 1581 code for a protein of 526 amino acids. Gene Ontology annotation, cellular component: plasma membrane. NCBI's taxonomy places the organism in Eukaryota, Metazoa, Mollusca, Bivalvia, Pectinida, Pectinidae. Gene Ontology annotation, biological process: adenylate cyclase-activating adrenergic receptor signaling pathway. The transcript is spliced from 2 exons. Gene Ontology annotation, molecular function: G protein-coupled acetylcholine receptor activity.